Sphaerulina musiva SO2202 is the source of this 1989-nucleotide messenger RNA. Its product is annotated as oxidoreductase. The transcript is spliced from 3 exons. The record is from RefSeq and is a predicted model, not a curated record. Lineage: Eukaryota; Fungi; Ascomycota; Dothideomycetes; Mycosphaerellales; Mycosphaerellaceae. Gene Ontology annotation, molecular function: oxidoreductase activity. Bases 110 to 1195 code for a protein of 361 amino acids.
ACCAAUCAUGCAAAUGGAUGCGAGUACUACUAAAUGUACCUGUAGGUACCUAAGGUAUGUAUGCGGCUUCAGUGUCCUCAUGGACAUUUGAUCAUCAACACGAGAAGACAUGACGGCAAUCAAGCAGUGGACGACAGGCUUCGAUGGCCUCGACCAGCUCCACUUCACCACAACCACCAAGCCCCAGCCCAAAGAUGGCGAGGUCCUUGUCAAGAUCCUCGCAGUGUCGCUCAACUAUCGUGAUACCGAAGUGAUUAUGGGCUUGUACAACCACCAUAAAUCCGUAGGCUCUCCGGAAAGCCUCGUACCAUGCUCUGACGCCUGCGGCAUCAUUGUCGACGCAGGAGCCAGUACCAAAUGGCAAGAAGGCGCACGAGUAAUGACCAUAUUCAACCAAACGCAUCUCACCGGCCAAAUCAAGGAGACAGACAUGACCAGUGGCCUGGGUCUGCCCCUCUCCGGCGUCCUGACGGAAUACAGAUGCUUUGCAGAAGAAUCCCUCGUUGCGGUCCCCGAAUAUCUCACUGAUGAGGAAGCUGCAACUCUUCCGAUUGCUGCCGUCACUGCUUGGAUGUCGAUCAACCAAUUCAGACCCAUGGGUCAUCCGGCGGACGACGGCGGCGACGACGACAACAGCACUGCGAACCAGACCGUGUUGAUUCAGGGAACAGGGGGCGUGGCAAUUUCUUGCUUGCAGAUUGCUCAUGCAGCCGGGUUGGAAACCAUCAUCACUUCAUCCUCUGACGCCAAACUCGAUCGGGCAAAGAAGAUGGGGGCGACCUACGGAAUCAACUACAAGACCACGCCCGAGUGGCAUCAUGAAGUGAACAGAAUCACCAAGAAUAACGGAGCUGACAUCAUCCUCGAGACGGGAGGAGCGCAAACUCUCCGCAAGAGCUUCGAUUGCAUUGCCUUUGGAGGCCUGAUUGAUGCUGUGGGCUAUCUAUCGGGCAAAGUGGACGCUGCUGGUGACGACCGUCUGAAUACCAAUUUGCUUGCUCUGCGACGCAACGUGACCAUCAAAGGUAUUUUGAACGGACCCAAAGACCGCUUCGAGGAGAUGUGCACAUUUUACGCCAAGCAUGCCAUUCGUCCCGUGGUCGACAAGGUCUUUGACUUUGCUCAUGCGGAUGAGGCGAUUCAGUAUCUAUACUCGGGUGGACACUUUGGAAAAGUCGUCGUCAAGGUGGCUUGAGGGAAGAUAGAUACAACAUACGGAAACGUGUGAAAUGCUCACACCUCAUCUCACCUGACCUCACCUCACUUCCGGCGACGAGACUUUUGCUUGUUCUGCACCUUGGUCAUGCCAGAGCCAACUGCAUCAGAGAUGUGUUCCUGGACAUUGUGCUUUUCGACUUCAUCAUGGACAUCGUCCAUCACAUCAUCCUCGUCAGGGCAUGUCGUGCCAACCAUCAAGUCGAGCACUCCGAGUCGUCCAUAGUUGCCGAUACCCCUGUUCUCUCUCACCGAAGCGAAGUGCGCCUCGUUUCUGCGAGCCAUGCCGCCGAUGAUGAUUGUCGACGGCAGCGAUGUAUAGCCUGAGAACACGAAGAAGUCCUCGAGUGACACCAAUGCCAGGAAUAGAUGCCAUGUCAGUACGUGCCAGCGGAACAACACAGCUGGCAGAAACGUUGGCAAGAAGACGGCAAGUAGAUAUGUGGCUGGAUGGUCGUAUGCUGCUCCAAUGCCGAGAGUCAUGGAGAUACCAUGUUGCCACUGUACAUGCCAAUCCUUCAAGACUGACUGCCAUUCGUGCAGUAGAUAUCGAUGGACCACGUAGUGUACGAGGCCACGAACCAUGAAGCCUUUCAGAAUAUCCUUGAGAAUAGUCCAGGGCAUAGGCACCUAGAAAGAACGAGCAGGCGGUAAGCAAAUGCUCUGAUUCGUGAACUGAUCUUCAGCAAUAUCAAAGUUCGAGUACAGUGCCUACACCAUGGAUCGGAAGUGUCUAUCAAAUGGGAAAACAGCCUUGUGGAACCAAGAUGUACU